Cucurbitaria berberidis CBS 394.84 is the source of this 711-nucleotide messenger RNA. RefSeq lists its product as uncharacterized. The coding region runs from base 1 to 711 and encodes 236 amino acids. The record is from RefSeq and is a predicted model, not a curated record. The transcript is spliced from 4 exons. NCBI's taxonomy places the organism in Eukaryota, Fungi, Ascomycota, Dothideomycetes, Pleosporales, Cucurbitariaceae.
AUGAUAGGAUUCUGCGAGAUGUACAUCAUCUUGAAGCUCGAUUUUGUCUUAUCGUCGCUCUUGCCCGGGACUUUCGACGAGCCUUUUGUUCUUGGGGUCAAGGAUGGUAUCUCGGGGACAGCGACCAUUCCAAGGCUUGGAUACAUGGCAAAAGUGUACUCUUCAGCCUUCCAUGUGGCCACCACCUCUUCCAUCCUUGAAGACCUCCAUUCCCUUAAUUCAUCUACGCUUCUUGAUAUUCCCUAUCGAGACUUUGCACUGCAAGUUCGGCAAUGCGUAUACGACCUAUCCACGGGCGACGACGACGGCAACGCUGCAGACGACCGAACUCCUGUAUACUACUCUAUGCUUGUCCACGAGUGGAAAGCCAUACAUUCCGGCCACACGAAGAAGCUAGUUGGGAUAACCUUCUGGAGCAACCAAACCAUUGACAAGCUUGCGCAUAUAAGGUGGUCAGGUAAUUACCGUGAACAGGACGUUCUCACAUAUCAGAAUUGCCAGCACAUUGCCUUCAACUACUCUUCAGUAUCCAUGCAAUCUCGGAAGAGAUGGCGUCCAUGUGCGUGCACAGCGGACGCUUUGCACCGACUGAAAGACAAAAUUAUCCAGCCUAUAGAAACCAUAUUUCUUGCUGAUGAGAAGCCAUACUGUGGAUACUACCAGAUAUUCGUCGACCGCUACGUCAGGAUGGACUCUCUGUUGGAAAUAUGA